GCCAUUUUUAGUUGUUAGCAACUCUAAGUCAACCCUGUAAAAAGCAGGGUCGUGUUUGUCUAUUAUAACUACUCACAAUUCUCUGUGUCAAGAAUAGAAGAAACCAACAAUUUAACUAGUAACUUCAGCUUGAAGUGAUUGUCUACAAGAAUGAGAAGAAAAAUCUCAUCUUUUUCAACCAAUUAAACUAAUAAAAUAUCCCAUCUUCCAUAAAGUUGCAUAGACAUAUAUAAACUCAAAAAAAUGUCAUGAAACUGAAGAUUGUGCAAGGAAAAAUGGGGACUAAGCUCUGAACAAAUUGAACUAUUCAAGUCAAUAACUGCAAAAUAGAAUUCCUAAACCCCCAAAGGAAAAAUUCAGAAGAAAUCCACAAAAUAGAUUAAAUUUUAACAGAAAUAAAAGACCAAACCAGGAUUGGGGUUCAAGACUGGAAUUCAUCAACUCAUCAGAAGGAAUUUCCCGCCCUCUGAAAAUAGUAGAACUACAACGGAGGUGAGGAAGAAGGAAGAAAAAGAAUAUACAUUAAUUUGUUCUGUGAAUUGGGCUGUUGAUGGGCCUUCUGAAAAAUAAAACACCUGUUGAUGGACUUAAAACAGGCUAGUUGGGCUUCUCAUCUUCAUUGUCAACCCGGAAAACUGUCUAUAAUAAACUUAUUAGUUCUUCUUCCUCUCCUUCAGCUGCUGUGUUCUUUGGAUUGAGUGGCUCUGCUCACAGAAAUCCACCUUUGCCAAUUUGGGAUUUUGUUUGCUUCAUUUUUUAUUUGAAUUAACCAUUUUCGAGGAACUGAUGUUUAUCUUUAUCUCUAUGCAUUUAAAGUUUGGGAAUUGGUGCUUUCUGGGAAACAACACUGAUGGAAGCCGCAUUGCUGAAUACGUUCCACAAUUUUCGAGGACCUCCACCUAUUACAGUUUCCUCAUUGGUCCAGCCUCAUGCUGUAAAGAUGAGCUCGCCAAUGUUCCCCUUUGCGCCCAUGAACAGCAAAUCUUUCUUUGACUUAGGUGUCCUUUCACAGGGGCGAACUUGCUGUGUGAGUCCUCGCAGAAGCAAUAAAUCUUUUACUAUACAUCGUGAUGAUGACGAUGAUGAUGAUGAUGAUGAUGAAGUUGCAAACGGGGCUGAACGGGAAAACAGAUUCUCUUCUAGUGUGGAUUGGGAGGUGGAGUUCCUUGGGAAGGUACAGCCACACUUGCCUCCUGAUAAGAAAAAAGAGCAACAGAAAUCUAGGUUGUUGCAGGAUACCGAUGACAUGGACUGGUGUGUGAGGGCAAGGAAGAUCGCCCUUAAAUCUAUAGAAUCGAGAGGCUUGACCCAUGUUGUGAAAAAUUCCAUCACUGGUAACAAGAACAAGAAAAAGAAGAAUAAAAAGAAACCCAAAUUGGUAAACAAAGUUAAAAAGGAGGCAGAAAUGGAUUCAGACGAGGAAGAUCUUCCUUUGGUAGAUACGCCACCUUUGGAUGGGACUAAUGGUCUAAAAGAAGCAGUGGGUAUGUUGGCAGAUGGGAUGUUUGAAGAACGAAAAGCAAAAACUAUGGAAACGUUUAUUCAGAGGCUCUCACAGUUUUCUGGUCCAUCAGAUCGAAGGAAAGAGAUUAACUUGAACAAAGACAUUAUCGAGGCACAGACUGCUCAGGAAGUACUAGAGGUUACAGCUGAGAUGAUAGUGGCUGUUGCAAAAGGGCUUAGUCCUUCCCCUCUUUCAACAUUAAAUAUUGCAACUGCAUUGCAUAGAAUUGCUAAAAACAUGGAGAAGGUGAAAAUGGCAAGGACUAGACGUUUAGCAUUUGCCCGUCAAAGGGAGAUGUCUAUGCUUGUGGGAAUGGCAAUGACUGCCUUGCCUGAAUGCUCAGCACAGGGUGUUUCAAAUAUUGCAUGGGCACUGUCAAAGAUUGGGGGUGAGCUUCUUUACCUCUCGGAAAUGGAUAGAUUGGCCGAGGUCGCUUUGAUCAAAGUUGGCGAGUUUAAUUCACAAAAUGUUGCCAAUGUUGCUGGUGCUUAUGCUACUAUGCAGCACUCUUCCCCCGAACUAUUUUCUGGACUAGCAAAAAGGGCCUCUGAUAUAAUUGAUACUUUUCAACCUCAAGAGAUUGCUCAGCUGUUGUGGGCUUUUGCUUCACUUUAUGAGCCUGCAGACCUUUUGCUGGAUUCUCUGGAUCGUGCGUUCAAUAAUAUUAAUCAGUUCAAUUAUUCUGUUGAAGAAGUGACUUCGAAUUCUAGAGUAGAAGGAGACAACAUCUCCGGUGCUACCAAGUGCAGACACAACUUAGAUACCCCUUUACUCAAUUUGAAUAGGGAUCAGCUUGGCAACAUAUCAUGGUCUUAUUCUGUUUUGGGACAGAUGGACCGUAGUUUCUUUUCCAAUAUCUGGAAAACCAUAUGCCAAGUCGAGGAGCAAAACAUUUGUGAGCAAUACAGGGAUGAUGUAGUAUUUGCUUCGCAGGUUUAUCUUGCCAACCAAUGUCUAAAAUUAGAAUAUCCUCAUCUUCAGUUGUCCUUGAAUAGUGGUUUGGAGGAAAAAAUUAGUUGGGCAGGUAGAACUAAGAGAUUUAAUCUGAAGACAACAUCCUCGUUUCAGAUGGAGGUGGCCCGUCUUCUUGUUAGCACAGGUCUAGAUUGGAUUAGAGAAUAUGAUGUGGAAGGCUACACCUUGGACGCUGUUCUGGUUGAUAGAAAACUUGCCCUUGAGAUUGAUGGACCAACUCAUUUUUCAAGAAAUUCAGGUGUCCCCCUUGGACAUACAAUGUUAAAGCGCCGUUACAUUACUGCAGCUGGUUGGAAGUUGGUAUCAGUCUCUCACCAGGAAUGGGAAGAAUUUCAAGGAGGAUUCGAGCAGUUAGAAUACCUCAGAAGAAUCCUGAAAGAUCAUAUUUACACUGAAGCACGCGUUGAUGACUUUGUUAGACCAAUGGUAGAAUGAGGAUUUGAAUGAGUGUAGUUUGCAAGGAAGUGAUGAUGCACAGAAAACAAACUCAUUCCUUCUGUUCUUGGCCUGUAAUAUUGUGAGGUAUAUAUGCGAUAUUAGAAUAGGUUUUUUGCUCAAUGAAUUGAAUGUUUUUGUUAAACACAAAGUAUCCCACUAAUUAAGCUCAAUUCAUAUGCAAUGUCCUUCAAUAUCUCCCUCAACAUACCCAGUGCGUCCA
Oldenlandia corymbosa var. corymbosa is the source of this 3137-nucleotide messenger RNA. Lineage: Eukaryota; Viridiplantae; Streptophyta; Magnoliopsida; Gentianales; Rubiaceae. The record is from the annotation of a GenBank genome assembly.